AUGUUUUCGAAAACAAUCUUCCAUGAUAAAUUGAAGAAGAAUUUAAUACAAAGCGAUGUCAGCCACUGUGGGUUUUUUUUUGCUGUGGGGGCUCCGUUAGGGCUCAUCUUCUUCCAGUUCUCUUCCAGUUCUCUUUUCUCCCGCUUUUUGCGCCGUCAGCGCGCCUUUUUUUUUUUGGGGGGGGGGUUGGCUUUGUCGCUGUCGUUGCUGCUGCUCUGCUUUUGUUGCUCCUUGUGUUUUUGCGGGAAGAGAUCCUUCAUUAUGAUUUUUGUUUUCCUUCGACGCUGCACGUGUGUGUGUUCGUUGAAACACGAGCCUUCAAAUGAUUGGCGUUUUCAGUCGGUGUUUUUGUUCCGCAUCACCGGCAAUGAGAUGCAAAAAACAAUCAUGACCUUAAUCUUCUGA
Messenger RNA from Leptomonas pyrrhocoris, 405 nucleotides. RefSeq lists its product as hypothetical. The transcript has a single exon. Lineage: Eukaryota; Euglenozoa; Kinetoplastea; Trypanosomatida; Trypanosomatidae. The record is from RefSeq and is a predicted model, not a curated record. The coding region runs from base 1 to 405 and encodes 134 amino acids.